Lasiodiplodia theobromae is the source of this 1566-nucleotide messenger RNA. RefSeq lists its product as uncharacterized. The transcript is spliced from 2 exons. The coding region runs from base 1 to 1566 and encodes 521 amino acids. NCBI's taxonomy places the organism in Eukaryota, Fungi, Ascomycota, Dothideomycetes, Botryosphaeriales, Botryosphaeriaceae. The record is from RefSeq and is a predicted model, not a curated record.
AUGACUGCCCACGGAGAUCCGACUGUCGGGCACCUUGUCGAGCAGCUCGCCAUUGGCUUCGAUGCUCUAUCUUCGGAGUAUCGUAUUCUGCACGAUAGACAUCGCGAGCUCGAAAACAAGCUCGUCUGGGCAAAGCAACAGUACUUAGACCUCCUGAAGCGAUUCACUCCCGAUAUUGCUCUCCAAGAUCACAAAGUGUUCGUUCAGAGCCUGGAGGAAGUCGAAAGACACGGCGAAGGGGGACCGUUGGACUGGCUUGACGCCCUCGCGCAAAGCAAUGAUGGUGACCGGAGGACUGGUGCCUACAUCAUCCGACAAGCCGAGCGUGCUCGCGACCAAUUGAAAUAUUAUCGUCCAUUGCAAAGUCCGCUGAAAGAGGCGGAAGGCGUGAAGAUUUGGAACGGCCGAACAGGCGAUCGAGCGUCCGACAGGAUUUCAAAGCUCGAAAGUCUGAGGCAGGCUGCUUCUGCAGCGGGACUAGAAAGAGAUUUCACCACUCCUGGCACCCCUGGGAAACUUGGUUGUCCUUUCGGCGCAUCCAGCAUGCGAGGCCGGUCGACGAGCGGAAGAGGAAGCCUGGGCACACCUAGCCGCUCUCAGUCCAGAAUACUUCCUCAUGCCAUGCGGUCAAAGCGUUCGUCCUUUAAUGACCCCAUCAGGGCAGACAUAUGUGCAAUCGAGCCACCGCAAUCUCCAGACCCAUCAGUCUCAGGCUCGGCUCAGGCAGUGUGUCCGAUCCGUUUCAUGGAUGAUCACUCGCCGGAGGAAAUAGCAAAAUACUUUGAGAAUCACAAGCAUGAACUGCCUCGUAGCCACGAGGUCUGCAUCAAACGCUUCCAGAGCAACGCCGAGAGCAUUCGCCAGUUGGAUGCAAAAUAUGGCAACUUGGUCAACAUGAUCCAGGGUCUGGGGGAGAAGCACCAGCCAAUGCUGAAGGAAUCGCCGACCGAUGAGGAUGCAGUAGUCGAGACUGAGUCUGGCGGCAGAGUUGCGGAUUGGGCCAAGGCUGUCAGCACAAGUGCUCAAGCUGGCGGUGAAGCAAGCCCAGAUCCAGAACAACCUCUGCCAGAGGAGGAGGAGGAGCGACAGCCGCACUUCGACAGGCCUCUGAAAGACAUCCGCGUCGGCGAAUCCCCCAGUCGGCCUUGGGGAAUCACGGUCCCAGCAGCAUACAACAAGCCUCCCAGCAUAGCCACUGAUGGCGUUGCUACGGCGUCUCCCGUGCAAGACUCACCUCCCGCGCCUCCCGUUCCUCCUGUUGCAGAAAACAGAAAGCCUGGGAAGUGUCCUUUCGACCACACCAAACUUCGUGGAGGCCCGCCAGUUGCGCCGAAAGUGGAGGGUAAACCAGAUCCUGAACCAGAGCAAAAGACGCUUCGACCGGACGCUCCAACGAUUCAGCCGCCUCAGGACGAAACAAUCCCCGGACCAAACAUCAUCAAGCCAGGGCAGAGCUCAUCACAUUCCCCUCAAAUGGUAUUCACUGGUCCAGUCUUCAUUGGCUACUCUAUGGAGCAGGCAUUAGCACUUCUGCAGCAGACCAAUAUGGUGGGGAAGGCAGGAUGA